Molecule: messenger RNA, 669 nt
Organism: Uncinocarpus reesii 1704
Lineage: Eukaryota; Fungi; Ascomycota; Eurotiomycetes; Onygenales; Onygenaceae
Exons: 2
Coding region: 1-669 (222 amino acids)
Molecular function (GO): acyltransferase activity, transferring groups other than amino-acyl groups
Source: RefSeq, a predicted model, not a curated record
AUGCCCCAGUUUCGCAUUCGCCAGCGAGCCGGCCCUGACGACGCCGCCUUCAUCGCAGCGGCCUUUGAUUCAACCCUCCCACAUCUCGCGUCCAUCGGCAGUGGCAAGCAAUGGGGGACUGAACUCUGGUCUCAAAAGGAAAACUUCACAAAGGAGGUCCAGGCUGCGAUUCAUCAAUCUGAAGUGAACCGCACCACGGGCGAAGGGGAAUAUGUGCGCGUCCUCAUCGCCGAAGUCGAGGGGGCGGACCUGGAUGGCGGCUCUGGGAGCUACAGGGAAGAUGAGACCGGCGAAAAGCUCCUUAUGGUCGGCGCCGCUAUCAUCCAAAAGGCGUUCUCUCCCUACCUUGUUUCGGACCCAAAGUGCGAGACUAUUAUCAACGAGGCCAACGCGCGGGACGACUUCAUAUUCCUGCGAGCCCUUGCGUCGGAUUUUCGGACAGGGUCAUUUCGGAGAGGGGCUGGCGCCGCAUUGGUCGAUGAGAUAAAAAUGCAUGCGCGACUUCUUGGGAAGAAGGCAGUCUACGUGGAUUGCUGGGCUGGCAACGACGGGAAGCUUGUGGCGUUCUAUGAGCGUCAAGGAUUCCGCGUCGUGGCCCCAUUCGAGAUUGUGCAGCCGGACAAGCCUGCGUGGCCUGGGGCAUUUCUACGGCUGGAUAUUGCCGACUGA